Messenger RNA from Phoenix dactylifera (date palm), 2600 nucleotides. NCBI's taxonomy places the organism in Eukaryota, Viridiplantae, Streptophyta, Magnoliopsida, Arecales, Arecaceae. The record is from RefSeq and is a predicted model, not a curated record.
AGUUUAUAUCAGUGUAAUGGGUAAUGGGAGCAUGAUACAUGGCCAGACUAAAAAUAUUACAUGAACCGCAAUUUUACAGAUAAUAACAAAAGACAGUGUUAUGUAAAUGAUGACACUACCCUUAAAGAUGUGUCAUUAUAUGCUAAAGUUGCAUGCCUUUUUUUUAAUCAUUUACGUUCAUAAAAAACCAAAAUGUAGUCGGCGGUGCUUGCGAAACUUAAAUGAAGAACUUCAAUUUACAAGAAAAAGAACUUCACUGCAUUGCAUUUUAAUACGUAUCACUUGCUGGUAAGCAUAUCCAAUUUAACUUGUUCAAUUUGUUUCCUAAAUUGUAAUGAAGGCAGUGCAACUUUAGUGUGUCAUGAGCUCUAUAUAUCUUCUGCUUCCUCUUGAAACAUUAUUCUAAAAUGUGAUGCUACAAAAAGAAAAACAAAAAAGCCAACUAUAAUAACCACUUGUGAAUCCCUAGAAGCUUCUACCGUUCUACUCAAAUUUUGAAAAUAACCUAUAUGAGUCGUCUUGUACCCCCACUUACUAAUAAUAUAACCUCAUGCCCUGUUCUUCAACACAAGUCUAUAGUUGGAAAGCGUAGUCUUUUGUCUGGAAGCCAAGAGAAUGGCGAAUAGUCUUUGUCACAUUCAGACCAAGGCCUAAAAGCGCAGAGAGCGAGAGAGAUUCUAUAGAUUCAUGUGAAGUGGAGCAGAACAUUAGACAAUGAUGAUCCAAUCAAUAAGACACAUGUCGCCCUCUCAUGGGGAGUCUUUUGCCCCCUUAUAAACCCCAGAGGCAUACAUAGCACCCUGACCCUGUGAUAGCCUUCACCUCUCAGCACUAAACUCCUUCCCUUCAAUUUACUCCCCUCUACCAGCUAUACUACUUUCUUUCCCUCCUCUCCUUUUCUCUCGUUCAAUUCAAAUCUUCCAAGUCCCUUAACUAUUGUUCCUCUUAUUCUCUGAAGCUCAUGGCGAUAUUUCGUGUGUCAUUUUCCAUUUUGACAGCGAUCACAUUCCUGCUAUUAAGUCUUCAGAGCUCAAGUGGAAGGAAACAUUUCCACAAGCACAAGAAAAGUCAUGAAGAGAGUGGAAACUACAUCUCUCAGCCCCCUCAGCUCUCCCCUGCUGAUCCUCCAACAGCUAGUGAUAACUUCUAUAAUUCUAGUUCGGAGCCUUGUGUUUUUGAUGUGAGGUCUUUCGGGGCUGCUGGCGAUGGAUCCACCGAUGACACCCAAGCCUUUCGAGCAGCUUGGAAGGCUGCGUGUGCCGCUGAAUCCGGCAUACUUCUUGUGCCAUCAGAUGGCGACUUCAUGAUCACUUCCACAAUCUUUUCAGGGCCAUGCAAGCCCGGGUUUGUGUUUCAGGUGGAUGGAGUACUGAUGCCCCCUGAUGGUCCUGACUGCUGGCCGGCAUCUGAUAGCAAGCACCAGUGGCUUGUGUUCUAUAAACUCGAUGGGUUGACUCUGAGGGGAGAAGGAACCAUCGAAGGCAAUGGCGAGGAUUGGUGGAACCUCCCAUGUAAACCUCACAGAGGGCCACAUGGUACUACAUUGCCUGGACCUUGCGAUAGCCCGGCGUUGAUUAGGUUCUUCAUGAGCAGUAAUCUUACUGUGAAGGACCUACGGAUCGAGAACAGCCCUCAAUUCCAUAUCAAAUUUGAUGGCUGCGAAGGAGUGCACAUAGAAGGCAUCAAAAUAAAUUCCCCAGCCCUUAGUCCUAACACUGAUGGUAUCCACAUCGAGAACACAAAGUCUGUCAGCAUCUACAAUUCCAUGAUAGGCAAUGGUGAUGACUGCAUUUCCAUCGGUACUGGUUGUUCUAAUGUCGACAUAGAAAAUGUUACCUGUGGGCCUAGCCAUGGCAUAAGUAUCGGGAGCCUCGGCGUGCACAACUCGCAGGCUUGCGUUUCGAACAUAAGCGUCAAGAAUGCAGUGAUUAGGAACUCUGAUAAUGGGGUCAGGAUCAAGACAUGGCAGGGUGGGAUGGGCUCAGUAACAAGCAUUAGCUUUGAGAACGUCAUCAUGGAGAAUGUAAGGAACUGCAUCAUCAUAGACCAGUAUUACUGCCUAACCAAGCAGUGCAUGAAUCAAACAUCGGCGGUCUACGUAACGGACGUCUCGUACAUGAACAUAAAGGGGACGUAUGAUGUUAGGAGCCCGCCGAUACACUUUGCAUGCAGCGACACCGUGCCGUGUACCAACAUCACCAUGUCUGAGGUGGAGCUGCUCCCAUUUGAUGGAGAGUUGGUGGAUGACCCCUUUUGUUGGAAUGCCUAUGGGAGCAUGGAGACACUAACAAUUCCACCCAUCUCUUGCUUGCAGGAAGGGGAGCCUCAGUCCGUCAAAGAGAACCUUAGAUUAGUUUGCUGAACUUAUUAGUGCUUCAGCUAUAGCAAUUUAGAGACACAAUAAACAUGGACAGAGCUCAAGACCCAUAUGGUCAGCCCUUUAUUUUUUUCAUAUGUGUGACUGUUGUGGGGAUUUAGUCAUGCUUGGGCGCCCUCAUGGAGUUCGUUUUCAUGUAUUGAUUGGAAUAUAUUAUGUAUGGGCUUACUGCAAAGUGUUAUGAGUUCAGGUAGUUUAAGCAGCAAAUAUUUGUGUGCCUGUA